CUCCACUGAGACCUGAGACGCUGUUGUCAGUUUCAACAAAAUGGCUGCGCGAGCGCCACAAACGAAAACCCAGUGAACGCUUCACGCCAGUGCAGUAUCCUAUUGAUGCACUGGAAUUUCCCCAAUUUUGAGUAUCGGGACAUUUAACUCGCGUGGACUCUUUUACACACGUAUUUGUGAACUAAAGGCAUGCUGAGAUAUUCCCUUUAAGCACUUUAUGUUAUAUACAUCCAAAAGCAUACAAAAGCUUGAGCUGCCGGUGCGCGCGCGCGCGCGCGUCUGUGUGGGUGGGUGUAUCUUGCUCCUGAGUGAGGAUCGCCGAAAUGUUACAGCUGAUCAACCCUGAUCUUGCUUGCUGACGUGCAAAACUAUCGUUUAAUGUCAUUUUUAUUGUUUGCACUGGUAUUUCAGAGUUACCCCCUCCCUGGACAAAUUCCACUGCAUAAUGAGAGGUGAAUUUCUCAACUGGAAAGUCGGGCUCGCCAUUGCAGCUCACUGCAAGAGUGUCUGACUGCGUCUGAAUAGGAUCUGAUCUGUGUCAGCACGGGUCGGGUCUCGACAACAUCCUCCUUCACCAUGCAGCUCCUGCAUCCCAAUUGAACAGCAGACCGCAGGUGCUCCGUGUGCGGAAUAAAGGUAAGCCUUGGCACAACACACGUCACACAAGAGGAGAACCAUUUGAUGGAAGAAAAGAAAAAGAAAAAGCAAGAGGAAAAGAAAAAGAAAGAAGCUGCUCAGAAAAAGGCUGCUGAACAGAAAACCAAAGUGCCAGACUCUGCCAAGCCCAGCCCCACCCCUCCUCCCCCCACCAACCCGUCCGUGCCCUCAGCCAGCAGCAGCACUGAUGGAAAUGGCAAGCACGCACCCUCCAGUAACCAACAGCAGCAGCAGCCGCCAGCCCCUCGCUACCCGCCCCGAGAGGUGCCCCCUCGUUUCCGUCAACACGAACACAAGCAGCUACUGAAGCGGGGCCAUCCUCUGCCCGCCGGAAGUACGGCUCUAGUUCAGCCAGUGUCCGCCAACCCUACGUCUCAGCUCUUCUCCUGCCAGACCCACCCAGAGCUGCCCCCACAGAGUAGCCUGGCUGCCCAGUAUGAGAAUAUAUCCCCCAGUCGCAGUGCCACUACAGCCUCUACCAAUAGCUGCAGCAGCUGGGAUCCACUGAUUAUUGACGAGUGCGAUACGGAGGCGUGGCCUUCCAUUUCAUGCAAAGAAAGCCACGCCCCUGCAGGAUGCCCCUUGGACACUGAAAGUAUCAGUGACAUCAGCAGCAUGAGCAUGGCCACAGGAGCUGGCCAGCAAGGCCAUUUCUCCACCAAUCACCCCAGCAAAGCCAAUGCAAGCCACUCAGGAGGUCUACUCUCUAGUCAGGGUGGGGCCAGCAGAGGCUGGGGCCCAGGCCCAUCUCUUGCCGGUGGAGGAGAAGGGAAGAAUGAAGUCUCCAGCCCAUCAGGGGGAACCAGGGGUUGGGGCUCCUCCAACUUUAACUUGAACUUAAACCCCAAUGCUAACCCCUCUGCCUGGCCAGUUCUGGGACAUGAAGGGAAUGGCGUAGGUGGCGGCAGCUCUGGAGAAAGCAACCCUCCUCCUAAUAUCUGUAGCCCACCAGGCACUCUGCCCAGUCAGGGCCCUAGCAGCAGUGGCAGUAUAGGUGGUGCCAAUGGAAAUUCUGCAGGUAAUGGUGGCAGUGGCAAUGGCAGCACCACGUGGGGUAGCAUUGUGCCCAGUGACUCCUCAGAGCCACACUCCACCCCAUCCACGAAUGUGUCUUUCAGCUCCGAACCUCAGAACCUUAACACUGAUGGACCAAAUCACACUAAGCAAGAGCCCAGAAGCCCUGGCCACAGCCUGGCUAACUGGGGGGUUGGGCCUUCAUGCAUGAGCUCAUUUGUUCAAAAUCCAGGAGGAGCCUCACAGGUCAAUGGGGAUGAAGAACCUGCUUGGGGUAAUGGAGAUGCCAAGUCUGGUAGUGGCUCAAAAGACUCUGGUUGGGACUCAGGGAGCAGCUGGGGACAAGGAGGGACCUCAGGCACUUCUGACUGGGGACAAGCUGCCUCAACUGGAGACUGGGGUAAGCAUUCCAACAAUGAGCCCAAAGGAUGGGAUUCUUCAAGCUCUCCCACCCAAGAACAGCAUCUCAAUUCUUGGGUCCGUGGGGCCAAAGCCCCAGCCAGUGAGGGAAGCAGUGACAGCAUGGAAUGCCAUCCUCGUAGGAGGGUCUGUUCAUCAAGAGAUGAGGCUUCCCCUAUUCUGCCUGCCCAGGAUAUGGACCCUCGGGUUCUGUGUAACACUGGCUGGGGACAAACACCAGUGCGUCAGCACACUGCUUGGGAGACCAAAGAAGCUGCACGCUCCAACUGUAAAAAUGACAUUGGAACUGAAGCCUGGGGCUCAUCCUCAAAUGCAGCCAAUGUAGGACCAACACCAACAUCUGGCAGUGCCAACCCCAACUCUGGCACUACAUCCAGACCAGACUCUGGGGGCAAGAAUGAGGGCCCCUGCCCCAGUACUGGAGCUGGGCCUGGAUGGGGCACAGCCAUGCCAUCACCCCAGGCUAGCUCUGGUUGGGCAGAUCCUACCAGCAACAAGAAACCUUCAAGUAGUCCUGGAAGUUGGAGCUGUACCCCAGCUGGAGGUUCAAGUGGCAACCUGAAGAAAAGUGGUCAGACUUGGGGUUCAGAGGAGAAGUCUCCUACCUGGGAAGACAGUCAUGCUAAAGCCAAACCACAGGGCUGGACUGAGGGGCCCAACCAUUCUCAUGGAUGGAACAAGGGACCUGGUGGAGAAAACAGGUCUGGUGGGGAAUGGGGUGAACCUGGAGAUGAAAAGAAAAAUAUUCCCUCCAGCUCGACCUGGGAUGGAGAGGGUACUGGCUGGAAUGAGGGUUCCAGAGGAUGGGGCAAGCCUGCCCCAGGCACAGGAGGAAACUGGGGAGAUGCACAACAACCCAGUAUGCCAUCACAAGGAUGGAAUAACAAGCCUCAGGAGGGCACCAAUAGCAAUAGUGGCAGUGGAAGCAUGGGUUCUUGGGGAGGUCCUAGCUCUGUAAAACAGAGUGGCUCCGGAUGGGGUGGAGGAAAUGGUGGAGGUGUUAAACCUGACCAUAUUGGAGAGCCCACUGGAUGGGAUGAGCCCUCUCCACACUCCAUCCGCCGUAAAAUGGAGAUUGAUGAUGGUACCUCAGCUUGGGGUGACCCAAGCAGUUACAAUAAGACAGUCAAUCUCUGGGACAGGAAUAACCCUGUGAUACAAGGCAAACCAGGACCUGGCAAUGCCAACAAUGUACCCAACAACCAUCAUCCUCAUCCCCACCAUAACCAGCCUCCCAUGCAGACUCACAGUCAUGGAGGGUCAAAUUCAAACAAUAAUCACAUUUCUCCUGAUAACGCUGGCCCACAUCCAACAGGGCCAUCUCACAAUAGAACAACCCUCAUGAAUCCAGGAUGGGGCGAGAUGACAAAUGUCCAUUCAAAACCUGAGCCCUCAUGGGGAGAGCCAGCCACCCCUGCAGCAAGUGUGGACAAUGGCACUUCAGCAUGGGGUAAACCCUCAGGUGGCUGGGGUGAUAAUGGCCCGGAGGUCUAUGGUCGAGGCAGUGGACCUCCUGGAUCAGCCCCCUGCAAACCUGCCCCCAAAUCUAUGCAAGAUGGCUGGGGUGGUGGAGAGGACAUGGGCCUGUCUGCAGGGCAGUGGGAGCAGGAUGAGGGUGACAUGUGGAAUAGCACUGCAUCUCAAGAGAGCAACUCCUCCUGCAACUCCUGGGGUAACCCACCCAAAAAGGGCCCACCAAAGGGAAAAGUCCCAAACAAACAGGAUGAUACUUGGAUAAUGAAUCGUCUUAUCAAGCAGCUGACUGACAUGGGCUUCCCUAGAGACCCUGCAGAAGAGGCUCUCAAGAGCAACAACAUGAACUUGGAUCAGGCCAUGAGUGCCCUGUUAGAGAAGAAGACCGAACUAGAUAAACGGGGGAUGGGAAUCUCUGAUUAUAACAACGGCCUAGUCAAUAAACCAAUGGGCUGCAGGCCUUCAGUCAUCUCCAAAGAAUCCUCCUCAGAUCGUCCCCCCUUCUUGGACAAGGAUGCUGGGCUAGCAGAUGAUGCCCAAACCUCACCGUUUAUGCCUUCUCCGAGCCUGAAGCUCCCAUUGGGUAGUGCUGCACUCUCUGGCCAGAGCCUUGGAGUUGCAAUGCAAAACUUGAACAACAGACAGAUGCAGAGUGGAGUGUUUGGUAGUAGCGGAGCAGCACAAGCCCGGGCCCUGCAGCAGCAGCCUCCCCCCCAGCCGUCAGUGCCACAUCUCAACUCGUCCCAGCCUAGUCUACGUGCUCAAGUGCCUCAGUUUUUCAGCCCUCAGGUUCAAGCACAGCUUUUACAGUUUGCAGCAAAAAACAUUGGUCUCAACCCUGCACUUUUAACCUCACCAAUAAACCCUCAGCAUAUGACCCUGUUGAACCAACUUUAUCAGCUGCAACUGGCGUACCAGCGUUUACAAAUUCAGCAGCAGAUGUUGCAGGCACAGCGCAGUGUUUCUGGCCCCAUCCGACAGCAAGAGCAGCAAGUUGCACGUACAAUCAAUAACAUGCAGCAACAGAUCCAGCAGCACCAGCGGCAGCUGGCUCAGGCUCUGCUGAUGAAACAACAGCAGCAGCAGCAGCAGCAGCCACCCACCUCACACCCGGGCCUGCAUCCCAGCGCAGGCAAAUCAGCUCUGGACCUGUUUCCAGCCCACCCCCAGGCCUCCAGCCUCUCUGUUUCCGACCUUCAGACCAAAGAGCCGCAGUCUUCUCCAAACUCCUUUUCACCCUACACUAUUUCUGGAUUGAACCAUAACAUGAAUGUAAACUGCAUGGAAGUGGGUGGCCUGUCCAUGAAGGACUCUCCUCAGCCUCAGUCACGCCUGUCACAGUGGACACACCCAAACUCCAUGGAAAACCUCUCUGGCUGCUCCUCUCCUAUGGAGUCCAACUUCAGCAAGCAUGGUGCCAUCUCUGCAGGCCCCAGUCUGGGUCCCCCAAGUAAACCCACGCUGGAUGACUCCUACAAUCCCUACAAUCUGCUUCCCAGCUCUGAGUCUCCCAACAGCCCCCUGGUACCUCAUGAUAGCUGGGGUCAGGGAAAGAACACAAAUGACAAGCUCUCCAAUGGGACAAAUGUCAGUUGGCCUCCAGAGUUUUGUCCAGGAGUGCCCUGGAAAGGACUGCAGAAUAUUGACCCCGAGACGGACCCCAAUGUUACCCCAGGGAGUGUUCCCAGUGGGCCCACCAUCAAUACCAACAUUCAGGAUGUGAACCGCUACCUGCUAAGAGACAGGAGUGGAGGUUCCACCCCAACUUCCUCAAUGGGUGAGGCUCUGCCUCCCUCCAGCGAUUGGCCAGUCACUAGCUCUUUCAGUCUGUCCUCCCAUGAGGCAGCCAGCACAGGGAAGCUGUCUGACAUGAAGUCCACUUGGUCUCCGGGGCCCAUCUCGCACACCCAGGCUUCUCUCUCUCAUGAGCUUUGGAAAGUCCCACAAGGACCCCGGAACACAACAGCUCCCACACGGCCGCCCCCAGGUUUGACCAACACCAAGCCCUCAUCCACGUGGGGCGGAAACACCCUGGGCCUGGUGGCUGGCUGGAGCAGCUCCUACUCUCCAGUAGGUACCACGUGGAGCACAGACAGCUCCAGCAGGAGCACUAGCUGGUUGGUUCUGAGAAACCUCACACCGCAGAUUGAUGGUUCAACACUGCGAACACUGUGCAUGCAACACGGCCCGCUCAUCACAUUCCAUCUCAACCUGACGCAGGGCAAUGCUGUGGUGCGCUACAGUUCUAAAGAGGAGGCUGCCAAAGCCCAGAAGUCCCUACACAUGUGUGUUCUGGGAAACACCACUAUACUGGCAGAGUUUGCUGGAGAAGAGGAGGUAAACCGCUUCUUUGCACAGGGUCAGUCCCUCACGCCCACCACCAGCUGGCAGGCCAACCCCGGCACCAAUCAAACACGGCUGGGGGGCGGAGGGACGGUGGCCACACACCCCAUCGGCCACUGGAACAGCAGCGGUCUUGGAGGAGGAGGAGCGAGCGGGAUGGGGUCCGGUGGAAAGGCGAGCAACGAGCUGCUGUGGGGGGGUGUACCACAGUACUCCAGCCUGUGGGGGCCACCCAGUGCUGAGGACGGCCGAGUGGUGGGCAGCCCCACCCCAAUCAAUACGCUGCUCCCUGGAGACCUGCUGAGCGGAGAGUCCAUGUGACCAUGUCAAACCCCCUAACCGCAGGAAAAUAUGAAACUUAACGAGCAAAAACCAAGCAAAUCAUUUGGCGAUAAUCAACGUCAGGAGGCUGAGGCCACACUUGCUUAGAGGCUGCUGACCUUCUUCCUCUUCUUAUUUGUGUUAUUUUGAUCAUUAGGCUUGGGUUACAGUAUUCUAUAGACUUCUUACGAAGAACAAGGACUAAAAGAGAACCUUUACUGAGACUUUUCUCUAAUAACUGAUACCAGUGUGAAAGUGUAUUUUACUACGAACUGAUGAGACAAGCUGCCAUUUUUUUACAAUUUCUCUGGCACGAGCACAUCCUCUCAGCCCAAUCACAGCAUAUCGCUCACUCCCUGAAGAAACGUGCAUCAUUCCAAACCGACUUCCCCUACUCCUAUCUUUUAGACUGGAUCCAUGGCUUUUUUUCAGUUUGUGGAUCUUUGGAUUAAUUAACAGCACUAAACUUUAGCCUUAACUGCUGAUCAGUCCCACUCCAUUUGUACUCGGAAGAAACUCCUCUUAAGAAUUGCACAUUUUCUCAUUUCUGAGCCAGGACUGUCAUGGUUUCUAUCUCAGCCACAGCAUACUUGCAUUCGUACUUCCUGUUUCCCUCGGUUGCCAUCUGUCCUCAUAACUCUUGAAAGGACGGACAGAUAUCUGACGCUUCUGCACAUUUGAGGCUUUUAUUCUUAAACUGAGAGGACAUGUGGACAGCUGAGGUAUAUAUUAACCACUGCUCACGAAAAAAUGUAUAGGAAACACUUUCAAAUGGACUACUUUCUGUUCACGCUUUAUUU
Messenger RNA from Carassius carassius (crucian carp), 7028 nucleotides. Its product is annotated as trinucleotide repeat-containing gene 6C protein-like. The transcript is spliced from 23 exons. Lineage: Eukaryota; Metazoa; Chordata; Actinopteri; Cypriniformes; Cyprinidae. Bases 682 to 6228 code for a protein of 1848 amino acids. The record is from RefSeq and is a predicted model, not a curated record. Gene Ontology annotation, biological process: miRNA-mediated post-transcriptional gene silencing; positive regulation of nuclear-transcribed mRNA poly(A) tail shortening. Gene Ontology annotation, cellular component: nucleoplasm; P-body. Gene Ontology annotation, molecular function: RNA binding; protein binding.